Messenger RNA from Cavia porcellus (domestic guinea pig), 5796 nucleotides. It is a transcript of the gene Maml1, whose product is annotated as mastermind like transcriptional coactivator 1. Gene Ontology annotation, molecular function: transcription coactivator activity. Gene Ontology annotation, cellular component: nucleoplasm; nuclear speck. The coding region runs from base 667 to 3726 and encodes 1019 amino acids. The record is from RefSeq and is a predicted model, not a curated record. The transcript is spliced from 5 exons. Gene Ontology annotation, biological process: Notch signaling pathway; positive regulation of transcription of Notch receptor target. NCBI's taxonomy places the organism in Eukaryota, Metazoa, Chordata, Mammalia, Rodentia, Caviidae.
AAACCAGCGUGGCUGCCUGAAGUCUCGUCAGCGGAACGUAGCGAUGGAAGACGGUCGGCAGCCGCGUGCGGCGGGCCAAGCUCGCCCGCUACCGGCGGUCAGCCGCCCGCCCGGCUUUCCCUGGGGCCCGGAAGGGCCUGCCCCCUUGGGGCGGUGAAACGCUGUUCCUCGCGGACGGCCUCCUGUCAGUCACGGAUGGCCCCGCCCAGGGGCUUCCCUUCGCCCACCGCUUCAGAGUUCCUUUUAAAUACAGUACGACAGUGCAUUGCUUACGUGUUCUUCCCCACGCCCUCGAGAGGCCUUCCUUAGUCCUCUGAUUGGUCGAGGUUCCUGUCAGUCAUCCGUGACUCGAGGUCGCCGGCCAUGGCCCCGCCUUCUUCCGAGAGCUCUGAAAACAAUUUUAAGAUGGCGGCGGCGGCAGCGCGGAAAACAAUGGGGCUGCGGCGGAGGGGACAGGCCGAGGCCUGAGGUGGUUAGCGAGCGCCGGCCCGACUCGGGCCGAGCGGGGCAGGAAGAAGACCGGCCGGCGCGCGCGACCCCGCCCCGCAGCGCGCGGGAGCAUGGCGCGGCCGUAAGGCGGGCCGGGCCGCCGGGGAGAGGGAGCCUUCCGUGUCCGCCGGCCCCGAGAGGCCCGGCCUCCGGCCCGGCCCGUGCUGCCCGCGGCCCAUGGUGCUGCCCACCUGCCCCAUGGCGGAGUUCGCGCUGCCGCGGCACAGCGCCGUCAUGGAGCGCCUCCGCCGGCGCAUCGAGCUGUGCCGGCGCCACCACAGCACCUGCGAGGCCCGCUACGAAGCCGUGUCACCCGAGCGCCUGGAGCUGGAGCGCCAGCACACCUUCGCCCUGCACCAACGCUGCAUCCAGGCCAAGGCCAAGCGCGCCGGCAAGCACCGGCAGCCACCCGCCGCCGCGCCGGCGCCAGCCCCGGCCCCGCGCCUGGACGCCGCCGACGGCCCGGAGCACGGCCGCCCGGCCACGCUUCUUCAUGAUACAGUGAAAAGGAAUCUUGACAAUACCACCUCCCCUCAGAAUGGCGAGCAACAGAACGGCUAUGGAGACCUCUUUCCUGGACAUAAGAAGACACGGCGUGAGGCCCCUCUGGGGGUGACCCUGUCUGCUAACGGACUGCCUCCUGCCUCGCCCCUCGGUCCACCCCCUGACAAGCCCUCUGCUGGAGAGGCCUUACAGUCCACUGGGAAGCACUCCCUGGGGCUUGAUGCCAUCCACAAAAAGUGUCUGGCUGACCCUGGCCUCCACCUGAAUGGAUGUGGUAACGCUGGUGAGGCCUUUGCUCUGAGCCUGAGCAAGGAGCUGAAGCAGGAGCCUGUGGACGACCUGCCUUGCAUGAUCGCUGGGGCUGGAGGCUCCAUCUCACAGAGCAAUCUCAUGCCAGACCUCAACCUCAACGAACAGGAGUGGAAGGAGCUCAUCGAGGAGCUGAACAGGUCCGUGCCUGACGAAGACAUGAAGGACCUGUUUACUGAGGACUUCGAAGAGAAAAAGGACCCGGAGCCGUCUAGUGCUUCCACACAAACCCCCUUGUCCCAAGACAUUAACAUUAAGACAGAAUUCUCUCCGGCAGCCUUUGAGCAGGAACAAGUAGGCUCUCCCCAGGUGAGGGCCGGGUCUUCAGGACAGACCUUCCUGGGGCCUUCAUCUGCAUCUGUGAGCACAGAGCCCCCCAGCAUUGGGGGCUCUCAGACCUUGUUUCACAACUCUGGUCAGCCUGCGGCGGGCACCCCCAGUCCGAACCUGAUGCCGGCGUCAGCCCAGGCCCAGAGUGCGCCGAGAGCCCUCGCAGGGGGGGUGCUGUCUGGCCAGGGCCCAGGAGGGGCACCUGAGCUGUCCUCCACCCACCAGCUCCAACAGAUUGCUGCCAAGCAGAAGCGUGAGCAGGUGCUCCAAAACCCAGCACAGGCUGCCCCAGCCCCAGGCCAGAUGCCUGCAUGGCAGCAGACAGGGCCCUCCCACAGCCCUUUGGAUGUCCCUUAUCCCGUGGAGAAGCCUGCCAGCCCUGCUGGCUACAAGCAGGACUUCCCCAGCUCCCAGCUGCUCAUGAUGCCUGGAGUAAGCAAGAGCUCCCCUCGGCCCGGAGUCCCCUUCCUCCAGCCUGGCCACUCGAACCUGCUGAGUCACCAGCCGCCAACUAACUUGGGUCAGAACUCCGUGAAUAGCCAAGGAUCGGUGCUGGACUAUGGCAAUACCAAACCCCUGUCUCAUUACAAAGCAGACUGUGGGCAAAGUGGCCCCGGGUCUAGCCAGAGCAAGCCAGCCCUGAUGGCUUAUCUUCCCCAGCAGCUGCCUCAUCUGAAUAAUGAGCAAAACCCCUUAUUUCUAAUGAAACCAAAGCCAGGAAAUAUACCCUUCCGGUCACUGGUUCCACCUGGCCAGGAGCAGAAUCCUGCCAGUGUCUCUGUGCCAGCUCAGGCCACUGGUGUCGGGACCCAGCCACCUGCUGUGUCCAUAGCCACCACGCACAACAGCGCCUCAUAUCUCAGCAGCCAGCAGCAAGCAGCUGUCAUGAAGCAGCAUCAGCUGCUUUUAGAUCAGCAGAAGCAGAGGGAGCAGCAGCAGAAGCAUUUGCAGCAGCAGCAGCACCAGCAGCAGCAGCAGCAGCACCAGCAACAGUUCCUGCAGAGGCAGCAGCAGCAGCAGCUCCUGGCAGAGCAGGAGAAGCAGCAGUAUCAGCGCCAUCUGACCCGCCCACCCCCCCAGUACCAGGACCCAACGCAAAGCUCCUUCCCACCGCAGGUCGGACAGUUCACAGGACCUGCAGCCACUAUGUCUGGCAUGAACAACCUGGGUCCAUCCAGCACCAGCUGUCCUCGAGUGUUCCCUCAGGCUGGGAACCUGAUGUCAAUGGGCCCUGGACACACCUCAGUUUCCUCGCUCCCCUCAAAUUCAGGCCCACAAGACCGGGGCGUGGCCCAGUUCCCCAGUCCCCAGGGCCUGCCUCAGAGCAGCCUCUAUGGCCUGGCCUCGGGCCUGACCCAGAUGGCUGCGCCGCCCCCGCCGCAGGCCACCAAUGGACAUGCGCACAUGCCCAGGCCGCUGGGUGGGGGCCAGGGCGCCACAGCGCCAACUGCCUAUGGACAGAACUCCCUGUCCCAGCAGCACAAGGGAACUCUGACCUCUGGCCUGAGCAAGCCACCUGUCCCCAGGGUGUCUGCAGCCGUUGGAGCCCAGAGCGCCUCAUGGCAACAUCAGGGAAUGCCCAGCCUGAACAGCCAGGCACCAAGCAGCGGCAGCGCAAGUCCCUUCACAGCUGCCUCCUCCUUCCACAUGCAACAGGCGCACCUGAAGAUGUCCAGCCCGCAGUUCUCCCCAGUGAUGCCCAGCCGGCCCAUGGCUCCCCUGAGCACAGCUGCUACAGCAGGGGCCAUGCUGCCCCCGGGGAGCACACAACAGAGGACCAGUGCCCCUGCCCCUGUGCCUCCCUCGCCAGCCCCGCAGCCGGCCUUGUCUGGCUUGAGCCCCUCGGGGCCGGAGCUGGGGGCCUUCAGCCAAUGCCCCACCUCACAGAUGGGCAACCGUGCAGGGCUACAUUGUGCCCAGGGCUACCCUGUGCGGACCGCAGGCCAGGAGCUGCCCUUCGCCUACAGUGGACAGCCAGGUGGCAGCGGGCUGGCCAACGUAGCCGGACACAAUGACCUGAUCGACUCCCUGCUGAAGAACAGGACUUCUGAGGAGUGGAUAAAUGAGUUGGAUGACUUUUUAGGUUCUCAGUAGUGGAGGGUUUGUGGCAGCCUCCCUACUCAACUGUCCUUUCCUGUUCUCAGAUUCAAGAAAGAAUAACUACUUUGGACCAAAAGCCUGUGGCCCAGGCAGCUGGGCAAGCAGAACCCAGGCUGCCACUCUAGCCCGGCUGGUCCGGGUCUGGGGGACUCCUGGGCCAGCAGGUUCAGUCCAUUGGGCUGGCCCAGGCCCUGGACCGUGUGCUGGUGUCACCAUCUGGUAUUGGGACUGCAGAACAGGAUUCUGACCUGGUCCCUCACCCAGCUGACCAAACACCCAGCAGGAGCAGUGGGAAGGCCCAUGGUGUCAGGCUGUGGACACCUGUGCCACCAGCAGACUCCCCAGGUUUUUGUUGAAACUUUAAAUAGUGGAAUUAUUUGUAAUUUGUAGCAUAGAAAAAAGUUUUUUUUUAAAUUUUACACAGAUUAGCAUAGGUGAUGGUUUAAAGUGACUAAGUGGCAUUGGAACCUCAAGUUUCCUCCCAGUGAAGAGCCUUUGUCUUCCUGUUCUGGGGGCACUCAGGGGAGGAGGAUGGCCGGAAAGUUGUUCCUGUUAGUACAGAUGCCAAAAGGACAGGAAGCUGGGAGGCUGCGGGUCUGUGACCCGGACAGGGUCAUUCUGGCAGGCCUUCCUGCUCCCGGAGGAUGCUCUUCCCCAGUGUCCCUCUGGAACACGCCAAAACCCAGGCUGCAGGUGGAGAUUUGGGGUCCGGUGUUGUCCUCUGUUGGGGCUCCUGCCUUCUGCAGCUUCUCCGCUGGCUUGUGUUGAUAGGCCGGAGUGGAAGGAAGUUGUGCACACACUCUGUCCUCAGCCCAUCCUGGGUUCCUCCCUCCCGCCCCAGUGGGAAGCAGCCAUGUAGUGCAUCCAAGGGAGGAAGGGCAGGUGGUAAAAUUCCCUGGAACCGUCUCAUGGUCAGGGUUUGGGGGGAGGCUGCAGGCAGCCCAGGGGAGGGGAUUCUACUUGUUUGCCAACUUCUCCUCCCACUGUAGAGGACUUGCACUUUUAAAGAUUGCUUUAUAACACUAACACAUCCUCUCUGAAGAUCCCGCAGGCCUCCUUGAAGGUCUCUCAAUGAGCUUCGCUCCGUGGUGGGGGCUGUCUGUGGGAUGACAGCCUGCGCCACAUGGAAGCGAGGUGGGCAGUGGGGACAGUGCAGGGGAGGAGCCCCCUGGAGAGAGCCUGUCCACCUCCCUGAGCCACCUAGUGGAUCAUUCUGGAGCUCGCGACGGCCUGGGUCACUUUGGCCAUUAGUUUGCACCAGCAGUGCCUUUUUUUGCCAAGGCUCCUUGGACCCUCAGAUUCUUGUUUCAGAGCCAUUUGCCACCACCAGUGACGCAUGGCCACCUCCCCUUAUCCUCAGCCCAGCUCUCAAAGGCAGAGGAGACUUCCCCAUCAGAGUAGGUGCCCUGGCUCGGGCAGAGGGUGACUUCUGCAGGUUUCUUCCAGAAGCCAGGCCCAGGCCAGCUCUGGACCUUCAUCCUCUCCCAUGUCCCAGACCACCAUCCCGCCUCUGUGCAGGGCACUCACCACCCAAGUCCAGGCUGCCCAGGGAGGCAGACAGCAGGCUUCUCCCUCGCUGCAGUGUCAUAGCAAUAAAAUGUGAUUCUCCGUCCUGUCCCCCCGGGAGCUGCCGCUGCCGCUUUAUUUAUGAACCUGGCUUCAGGGUGUCGGGAGGUGACUGCUGCCUGCACAUCCCCAUCUUCCUGGAGCCUCGCCUCAGAAGAAAAGGGUGCUUGGACUUUCCUUACACACACGUGCUUUGUGUAAAUAAAUGUUUACAGUUUUAUAUUGAAGAUGGAAUAAACGUUAGAGCUGCCAACUGUAUAUUUUUUACUUUUAUAGAUUUUAAAACUAUGAUCCUUUAUAUAUCUGUUUUUGGGGAGCUAUAAGUUUUAUGGCAAACAAUUAGUAUUGUUAAGUUUUUAUGGUCAUCAGAAGUGCAUAAAAGUCCUAUUAAUCCCUUUAUUCCACUUCCCUUAACUCUGGUAUACACCAAAAAGAAGCCUUUUACUUUCCUUGUUUCAUCAUUAUAAAAAUAAUAAAAGUAUUUUGCUAGUACGGAAA